Messenger RNA from Blumeria graminis f. sp. triticale, 939 nucleotides. NCBI's taxonomy places the organism in Eukaryota, Fungi, Ascomycota, Leotiomycetes, Helotiales, Erysiphaceae. The record is from the annotation of a GenBank genome assembly.
AUGCAUUGUGUUCUGCUAUUCACGAUACCUAAGGCGCUAAAUUUGUUUCGAUCGACUGGUAUAGUGAUGGUAACCGAAUCUCUUACUAGUAACUAUUUCAUCUUCAAAACUCGUUCGCCAGAUUUGUUCCCUACAUUCCGUGAGGAUUCUAAAAUACAUCGGCUCAAGACCUGGGUCUAUGGUUAUGACGAUUAUAUUACAGCAUACUGCUCAGAUGUGUUGUAUACCAACCAACUCAAGAAAACUGUCGCCAAACAUUAUGAUAAAGUGAACGAAUUUUCCGAAUUAGAGUCAACCCAAAAUCAAUAUCCCGAAACUGAAUGUCUGAAGAACAUUCAAUAUUCACAACAAUACAUGUCGGGAGAAAAUCCAAUUUCAAUUACAUCCCUUGUGGGUCAAAGUUAUUGUAGUGAAGCCCAAAUAGCUAGCCUGGCCUAUCGGAAAAAAGUAAAAGUAAUCGGAGAUUUUAAAUACUUUGCUCCGCUAGAGAGUUCUGCUAAGUAUUAUAUCACAGCAGAUAGACCAUUAGAGAUAAAUAAUGUCUUGUUGGGCGGGAAUUUUAUCUUGCAAACCCCCGAUGAACGGGGUGUGUCGACAAUUGGAUGGUAUCACGGUUAUUUGCACGUUUUUGAAAAAUCGAUCGCUUCAGACAACUGGAGGUUGAAUACCAAAAUCGGAAAAGAGCAAGAUAAUGGAUAUCAGAUUGUCUCAAGUUUAAUUGGAAACUCUCAAUUUUGGGAGCUCAAAAAACAUUGGGAAAUUUUGCCAUACGGAAAAAAAAAUAAGAAUCAAAUUGAAGGUUCAAUUAAUAAUUUUGGUAAUGAAUUAAAACAUACUUUCCGAACAUUAGUUAAACCCAUUUUGGAUACUGAAGUCUGUUCACUGCCACUGAUACCUGCAGUUGGCAUCUUUGGCUCUUCGCCCAACACUGAUUGGUAG